AUGGGCAGCAUCGCCGGAAAAACCUUGCGACUAUACACGGUUCUUCCAGUUCUCAAUCGGGAGGCCCUAGAGGAUUUUGUUGUACCUGGAUAUCCGAAUUAUGUGAUCAAGAAGGGCAUGGCUGUUGUUAUACCUGCCGGUCCUAUGCAUCGCGAUGAAAAGCUAUAUCCGGAACCGAAUCGCUUCAACCCAGAUAAUUUCGAGCCAGAAAAAGUGAAGAACCGUGAAUCUGUGGAGUGGCUUCCCUUUGGAGAUGGACCACGAAAUUGCAUUGGAAAGCGAUUCGGAGAAAUGCAGGCUCGCAUUGGUCUCGCAAUGCUUAUUCAGCAGUUUAAGUUUUCAGUGUGCGAUAAGACAACGAUACCGAUUAAAUAUGACAAAAAAACCUUCAUAGUAGCCAGCGAGGGCGGCAUUUACCUGAAGGUCGAGCGAGUCUAAAAAGUGUGGUCACAAAUUUAUUUAUAA
Molecule: messenger RNA, 465 nt
Organism: Drosophila arizonae
Lineage: Eukaryota; Metazoa; Arthropoda; Insecta; Diptera; Drosophilidae
Product: putative cytochrome P450 6a21
Molecular function (GO): heme binding; oxidoreductase activity, acting on paired donors, with incorporation or reduction of molecular oxygen; monooxygenase activity
Source: RefSeq, a predicted model, not a curated record